GAAGUAGUAGAUGCUAGAGCGAGCCAAGGCGCAGAGCAACAGGUAGCUCAUGGAGAUUACUAAGGUGGACCUCCGUGGCCUAAAUCCCAGCGGGCCUGGGUGGAGGGAAGCCCGGGACGCCGUAACCACAUCCAUGGUGGCACACGGCUUCGUGGUGGUCGCACACGACGCGGUCGGCCCGGAGCUCCGGGAAGCGCUUUUCGGGCGCGCCUUGCCGGAGUUGUACGCGCUUCCGGUGGAGGCCAAGCGGCAGAACGUGGCGUCCACUCGGGUCCCGUUCCAAGGCUACAUCUCAAACAUGCCCGACGGGACCCUCGAGAGCUUGCGCGUCUGGGAUCCCACCGACGCCAGCCGCGUCCGUGACUACGGCAACCUCCUCUGGCCGCAGCAGGGGGGCAACCCUGCCUUCUGCGACACCAUUGUGUCGGUUGCCAAGAAGCUGGUGAAGCUGGAGCAGACCGUGAUGAUGAUGGUCCUUGAGGGCCUCGGCGCCGGGGAGGAGCGCAUCCACGCACACCAGGACCAGGAGGCGCUCACCUACGGCCUUCGGCUCUGGCGCUACGGCAUGCGGCCUCUGGACGCAGCCACCGGCGUCUCAUUGCUACCGCACCGUGACACCUGCAUCACCAGCACCGUCCUGCAGCAUGAGGUGGAAGGCCUGGAGGUGCAGACCAGGGACGGCAACUGGAUCGCCGUGCCGCCUCAGCCCGACACAGCCACCAUCAUCGCCGGUGAUUUCUUCACUGUCCUAACAAAUGGAAGGACGCCGUCAUGCCUCCACCGUGUUAGGACGCCGAGCAACCGCGAGCGCUUCUCGGUGGCUCUCCACUGCCGCCGAAAGGACGACGCCUUGGUGGCUCCAAUGGCUGAGCUGGUCGACAGAGACCACCCUCUGAUGUAUAACCCUUGCAUUGCCGGCGAGUACACCAUAUUUCGCUACUCCGAGGAAGGGCGCGACCACGGCGACCCACUCAAGGCUUUCUGCGGUGUCUGACUCCCUUGACCGUUAAUAUAAGUUGGUACUGUGGCCUCAUUUUCUGCGUAUAAAACCAUCCAUGGUAUGUGUUUCUUAUAUACACAGCUAGACCUUUUAUACACUACAAAUAAUGUUGUUUUAGAGUUGGGACAGUCUCAAAUCUGUAAUAAAUUACGAAUGAUGGUGCUACAGAAUACCAUCCAUGAUGAA
This is a messenger RNA of Triticum aestivum (bread wheat), 1186 nucleotides long. RefSeq names its product deoxypodophyllotoxin synthase. The record is from RefSeq and is a predicted model, not a curated record. Lineage: Eukaryota; Viridiplantae; Streptophyta; Magnoliopsida; Poales; Poaceae. Bases 50 to 994 code for a protein of 314 amino acids. The transcript has 3 exons.